This is a messenger RNA of Vicia villosa (hairy vetch), 1582 nucleotides long. Its product is annotated as maltose excess protein 1-like, chloroplastic. The transcript has 9 exons. Gene Ontology annotation, molecular function: maltose transmembrane transporter activity. Lineage: Eukaryota; Viridiplantae; Streptophyta; Magnoliopsida; Fabales; Fabaceae. The record is from RefSeq and is a predicted model, not a curated record. Gene Ontology annotation, cellular component: chloroplast envelope. The coding region runs from base 179 to 1387 and encodes 402 amino acids.
CAUUCACGAGGUGAUGGAGCGGUAAAGAUAAAAAAAAAAAUGCUAUAUUAAGUGUGAACGCACUUCUACCACCGCCCAAUCUGAUUCCCAACAAUAGUCACAGUCAUCAUAGUCACACUCACUCCCACAAGAACAAGAAGAAGAACAUCGUUUGUUGAAUGCAAUUAAUAACCCAGUCAUGGCCAACACUUUUUAUGCUUCUCCCCCUCAUCUUCAAAUUCAACACCUAAGUCAACAUCAACAACACAAAUAUCUCACUUCAUCACCACGCCCCCAUUACAAACUCACUUCAUCACCUCGCCCGCUUCCCACACAGUACCGUCUAUUUGCUUUCCCUCAACCCAGCCGACCCAAUUUCACUCUCAAUGCUCUUCAUUCCGAUCCACCUCACCAGAGAUCGGUUAACUUUGGAAGAAGAAAUGAAAGGUACGAGCAAUGGGAUUCGCUUACAUCCAAACUCUCUGGAGCAGCCAAUUUCCCAUUCCUCUUACUUCAAAUGCCACAGAUUUUACUUAAUGCUAGAAAUCUCUUGUCCGCAAAUAAUACUGCUCUCUUUGCUAUUCCAUGGCUAGGAAUGCUUACUAGUUUGCUUGGAAACCUCUCGCUACUUUCAUACUUUGCCAAGAAAAGAGAAAAGGAAGCAAUGCUAGUGCAGACACUUGGUGUACUUUCAACAUAUGUUGUCAUUCUUCAGCUCGCAUUAGCCCAAUCCAUGCCUUUUCCUUACUUUUUCGCAACUUCACUCGUUGUAGUGUUCGGUCUUUUUCUCAAUUUCAUCAAUUACUAUGGCUUACUAAAUGCUCAAAUCUGGCGUUUUUGGGAAGAUUUCAUUACAAUUGGAGGUUUAUCCGUGCUUCCUCAAAUAAUGUGGUCUACAUUUGUUCCCUAUCUACCUAACAGUAUCUUGCCUGGGGCACUUUCCUUUCUCAUAGCUGUAUUGGCUGUUACCAUGGCAAGAAGUGGAAAACUUUCUGAGAAAGGUGUUCAAUUUGUUGGUGGAAUAUCUGGAUGGACUGCUACUUUACUCUUCAUGUGGAUGCCAGUUUCCCAGAUGUGGACAAAUUUUCUCAAUCCCGAGAACAUGAAAGGCUUGUCUGCUUUUUCUAUGUUGCUUGCGAUGCUUGGAAAUGGACUCAUGCUUCCACGUGCUCUAUUCAUUCGUGAUUUUAUGUGGUUCACUGGUUCAACAUGGGCUACCAUAUUCUAUGGAUAUGGGAAUCUUGCAUGCCUAUUCCUUUUAAACAUUAUCAGCAAAGAAUUCUUCUUGGCAGCAACUGUCGGUCUGGUUUCAUGGAUAGGAAUGGCUUUCUGGAGAGACAGUGUAGUGCAUGGUCACAGUUCACCUUUGGUUUCUUUAGGUGACUUGGUUUUUGGAUCUCGAAAAUAAAGUUUGUGAUGCUGCACUGAAGCACACUGUAUUAUUGUCUGUAUAGUAAGGUGAUUCAUGAUUAACACCAGUCUUGUCUCAUCUUGGGAUAGAUUCAUUGAGAUAAAUAAUUAUGUUGUAAUUAAUUAGCGUUUUAAAGAAUCCCAUCAUUUAUGUGAUAUAGAGGAUACAAUACAAUUUGUGACGUUCUUUCAA